This is a messenger RNA of Scatophagus argus, 3687 nucleotides long. It is a transcript of the gene egln2, whose product is annotated as egl-9 family hypoxia-inducible factor 2. The transcript has 6 exons. Gene Ontology annotation, molecular function: ferrous iron binding; L-ascorbic acid binding; peptidyl-proline 4-dioxygenase activity. Gene Ontology annotation, cellular component: nucleus; cytoplasm. Gene Ontology annotation, biological process: peptidyl-proline hydroxylation to 4-hydroxy-L-proline; cellular response to hypoxia. The record is from RefSeq and is a predicted model, not a curated record. Bases 450 to 2087 code for a protein of 545 amino acids. NCBI's taxonomy places the organism in Eukaryota, Metazoa, Chordata, Actinopteri, Scatophagidae.
UCUUUUUUUUUUUUGCGCGUGGGGUGAGGAGGUGAUUGAAGGGAGCUUGUGUGGCUCCCUCCGCUGAGAGCGGCUUCGGUCGCCGUCACCUCUCGGAUAUUAUUUAUAACCGACAAGAAAAUUGGAUGGGACGCACACACGAGCAAGACAAUCCCGGAAAUAACAUGCGUACUCUCAGCCUGUCACGUACGCUCAGUGGAUUUGCAUUGCUGUAGGCUGCUGUAGAUAUCCUACACGGCCUCAAAAUGUUUAUAAGAGGGAUACAAACAAAUCCGCAGCGUAUUAAAUGAGAGUGAUAUCGGUGAAAUAAAGGCAAGCAGAAGACGAGUCGGACAUGAAACUUAUAACGACUGUGGCAAAGAUCCUCUCCAUCAGAGAAAGCAGUGGCUCAGCUAGAAAAUGAAGCGAGGACGUGAGCUACGUGCGCAUCCAGCAGAUGACGAGAUGAAAUGGAGAGCUUGGGACACACGGACCUUUUAAACCCAAGCUAUUCCCGCGGAUCCGUCGCAGUUUCAUCCUCGCAGGACAGAGGGACGAGCGGCCAGCAGCAGCUCGUCUGUGGGGCGGCAGAGAUUCAUCGAGCGGACAUGGGCCUCAACGGCUUCUGCGCGGCGCCGGUGGGGAGUCCAACAGCCGCGGAGUUACUCGCGGGUUUGGCCUCUCAGACCGACUCCCCAGCGAUCACUACCCCGACGAAGCAGUCCAAGACCGGCGUACCGCUGUACAACGGCGGGGUGGUGUCUCCAUCUGCCACCGUGGAGGGGAGCCACGUGGGCGUUUUGGCUCACACACCAAGCGGUUACCCAGCACAACUGAAGGGGCUGGUGGGGAUGACGGGCGGCCCCGCGUACGCUCUCACCAGCAGAGCCUGUCUGGUAGAGAACGGGGACCGGACGGCUCAUGAGAAGUGCCCUUUGGGGAUAAGGAGGAUCAACGGUGACCUGAAAAACAGACCGGUGCAACAACAAAAACGGAGAGGUGGGGAGAACCGGGACAUGGGGUUAGGAGCUCUUGAGGGUCUCAUGUCAGGGUCGCCGGGGUUGGGGGGUUCUGUGGACCCGGUUUUUGCUUCAGGAGAGUCGGACUCUAAAAGGAGAAGGCUUGCUGAUGGAAGCGCUACUCACAAAUCUUCAGAGGCCUCCAGAAUGGCCCGAGCAGAUCCUCCUCUCACGGCCACAGUGAGCACUUCUCAAAUGACUGUCAGUCGUGUGCACUAUGUCACUCCUCAAGCCCCCUUCACCCCUCCUGCCCCUCAUACUAACCAGCACAAUGGACAUAAGGUGGCUCCUCCAGGCCCGCCGGCUGCCCCCAGCCAGAACUCCCCUGUUGAGGCUGACGGCAUCCCGACCCCGCCGCCUCCUGCAGGGGCUGGCUGGUCAGCAGAGCGCAUAGCCCAGCAGUACAUUGUCCCUUGCAUGAAAUACUACGGCAUCUGUGUGAAAGACAACUUCCUGGGUCCUCAGCUGGGUGACAGGGUCCUCGCAGAGGUGGAGGUUUUAGACCGGAGUGGAAAAUUUCGGGGCGGGCAGCUGGUGAGCCAGAAGAGCAUACCCUCUCGGAGCAUCCGGGGCGACCAGAUCGCCUGGGUGGAGGGACAGGAACCCGGGUGUGAGAGCAUCGGGAUGCUGAUGGCUCACAUUGAUGAGGCCGUCAUGUACAGCGCUGCCAAUGGACAGCUGGGGGACUGUGUCAUCAAUGGACGCACUAAGGGCAUGGUUGCCUGUUACCCAGGUAACGGGGCAGGGUACGUCCGCCAUGUUGAUAACCCUAACGGUGACGGACGAUGCAUCACGUGUAUCUACUAUCUCAACAAGGACUGGGAUGUCAAGAAGCAAGGAGGGAUGCUGCAGAUCUACCCGGAAGGCAAAAAUGUGGUAGCCAACAUCGAGCCUCUGUUUGACCGGCUGCUCAUCUUCUGGUCUGACCGCAGGAACCCACAUGAAGUCAAGCCAGCCUACGCCACUCGCUAUGCCAUCACUGUCUGGUACUUUGAUGCCAAAGAGAGAGCUGAAGCUAAAGAAAAGUACAAAUUGGCAACAGGACAGAAAGGUGUUCAAGUGCCUGUCACUCAAAACAGCAGGACAUAAAUCUCAUCUAAUCACUGGAGAGCACUCCGAAAGUAUUAUGUGCCUUCCUGAACUCUUAAUGGACGUCGUGAUCAAGGGAGACACGGUGAAACUGUCGGUCAUCUCUGCAGCUCCGUGCCACUUUGACAGCGUCAGGCUGACGUCAUGGGCUGUGAUGAAAUGUUUCCUUGCCAUGUGAUUGGGCUGCUGAUCAAAGACAUGGCAGAUAAAGAGCACAAUGGACUGGAUUGUUGUGUGGCAAAGGCGAGGUGAGAAUUAAGUGUCACGGCAAAAGGAGAACAAAAUGACAUUGAUGCUUCACUGAAUCAUGUAUGAAGAUGAAAAACUGAAAACAAUGACUCCUUAAUUUGAUUUUUUUUUUUGGCUGUUUUGCGCUUUCAUUUAUCAGUGAUGUGUUGGUGUAUUGAGAAAUCAUUGUUUAACUCUGCUCUGGUGUCAUAUUCAAUUCAAACACAAGGAGAAUGAUGGUGAAUCAGUAGAUAGAUGGUGUGAGGAAAAGCUGUGCAAGAAGGAGAAAUCAAUGGCGUCAUCCCUGCAGUUCCUUAUUUCCCCUUGUCUGUGAUGUGGUCCCCUUGUCUCAUGAUGUGGGCAAAUGUGUACAUGUGGUUGGUGUAAAUAAAAAAAGCCAAUAAAAAACAGAGGCACAGAAACGUUACAGCCCUUGACAAGGCAUCAAGUGGUUGUAAGCCAUGGUGCGGUGGGAAGUUGUUUCAUUCAGUCAAUCAAGCACUAAACCCAGACAUCACAGGGAUAUAACUUAAACCUUGCAUGAGAAUAACUCUACAUUGUAGUCUUACUCUAUGUAGCACACUAAGUAGAGUUCAGGAUGAAUUCCAGGACUUUCUUGCGAUACCUUUUAGCAAAAUUUUAGUGCAGCAAAAUCACUUAAUAAUCAAGCAUGAAUCAUUUUUUUUAAGUAUUGCAAUGUGUGAAAUGGAUUUUUAAGACUACAAAGCUUUUCUAAAUGGUGUGCUCUCUUUAUGACUGCAAUACACCGCUCACACUUGAGACAAGAGGCAAGCUGUGCAGCCACGGGGGGGUCAAAACAGGGUGUGAUGAAACUGAGUAUGUUUUCUGUGAUGGCGUGUGUGUUUGUACAUGUAUGCUCAUUGGCCUCUCUUACCUGUUCUUAACAAAGUGGAAACAGUCAUGUGGACACUUUCUGUCCAAACAAACACACACCUGUACAAUUAAGACCAUUUACGGUAUAAAGCACAGAGCUAAGCAUACAUCGUAUGUGAACUGCAGGGUCAAACUACUGUCUGCUCUUGUGUGGGAUUGAGUGUUUGUGUAUAAAUGUGUACUGGCACGUGUGUGAUGAUUUCCACUGUCUCAAAGAGGGUCACAGGUAUUGUCUCAGUGUAUUUUAGACUGGUUAAAGAGAAGGUUAUUUUAAAAAGCACUUUAUUGUUUGGAAAUACCAUGCGUGAAUGAUAAAAUAAUUGAAAAUGUAGAUUAAUGCCUUUAUGCUGUGGAUAAUAUUGUCAUUCAAAUGCAAUAGAAACUAAAAUGAUGAGAACAAAUGGAAAUUGUUUGCCUUAUUUUUUAUUUUAUUUUGGGGUGUUAAUUAAAACCUGUUUUCUUCUGUACACAAAAAAAA